Messenger RNA from Aspergillus mulundensis, 552 nucleotides. RefSeq lists its product as uncharacterized. The record is from RefSeq and is a predicted model, not a curated record. NCBI's taxonomy places the organism in Eukaryota, Fungi, Ascomycota, Eurotiomycetes, Eurotiales, Aspergillaceae. The transcript has a single exon. The coding region runs from base 1 to 552 and encodes 183 amino acids.
AUGCCUGGCGAACCAGACGAUAUCCGACGAGCGGCGGCCAAGGGGGCGGCUAAGCUCUUGUUGCAAUUGCAAAGCCCAUCCUUCAACGACAAUGAGAUGAACUGGUUGCAUCGGAACCUCCCCGAGUUGAUCCGUCUUUCUCGCCAACCGGAAGCGUGGUGGAGAACGCAACUCGGCAUGCGGAGCGCGGUUAACGUCGAGGAGAAGAGGCUACGAUGCAUCGAUGCGGACGCUGUGCCGGCUGGUGAAGGGGCAAUGCUGGCUCCAUCUACCGCUCGCGCCGAGGAUGUCGAGCAAAAGUCCCUGGAAGGAGCUCCCCGUCAAGAAGGUGCGCUGAGAGAUAUGGAUGCCAACGACCAGGCAACGGUCGCGACUGCGAACGCGGGGGGAAGAUCCCUCGAAGCCACAUGCAGCCCGUGUCCUGCAGAUGCAGUGCAUUUACCUCAAUCGAUGGUACUCGCGCUGCUGCUCCUCGGCAGUCUUGGAUGGGUUCUAGUAGGGUUCCUCAUUGGGAUGGUGGCGACGUUUGGCGUUCUAUACAUAGCUUGGUAG